Molecule: messenger RNA, 2727 nt
Organism: Arachis ipaensis
Lineage: Eukaryota; Viridiplantae; Streptophyta; Magnoliopsida; Fabales; Fabaceae
Product: loricrin-like protein
Source: RefSeq, a predicted model, not a curated record
GGGGGCUUCAGUGAUUCCCAGAUCUGGAAACUUAUUCUCUUUUGAAUUCUGGUCGCUUAGGGGGGUCUUUAGCAUUUCUUUAUAUAUUUCAAAAGCGAAUUGAAAGCUUUGAAAGUAAAAUCAUAUAUCGGAAGGAUUUUAUUAUUACUUUGAAACAUCAUACAAACAAGGCAGGAAUGGAUCUUUCACCAAUUAAAUCGGCAAAGGGUUGAUGAAGCUUAAUGAUUUGUCCAGAAGGAGCACGCUAAGCUCCAGAGAACUCGUGACAUCAGUACUAGCCAAUCUUAUUAAAGGUUUCUUUCCAAGAGACGUUAUAAGAUACUUUUGGCAGAAUUAGCUUCAUUGAAAGAAUUUGUGAACUUUGUCCUGUAUAUUGCGAAAAUGGAUAGAUCAGAUACAUCUGGGUUUGUUAGUGGCGGAGGCUGUAUGUUGAUAUAUCUUUUCCCAGUGAUAAACUUCUGAAGGUAUGUCGAUUUUCUAGUAGCUAUGUGGUGACCUGCUUUGCUACCUCAACCUUUUGUUAGCUGUAUUACACGACAUCUGGAUAAUGGAUUUAAACAAGAAAGCUGCACAAUCUCCUUAUGAUGCUGAACUUAGGAAAAAUGAUAACUUCGGUGAUACUACAUUAUGCUUGAAUGGCAUUGGAUUUGGAGAAACCAUGACUAAUUAUAGAUGUACAAAGAGCAAUCUUGGGAUGAAAUUUCAAAAUGCUUCUGAUGAUGGCUGCAGAUUGGUUCUGGGGUUGGGCCCAACCCCAAUGGCAUAUGACGAUGACUACAACAAUUUGGGGUUUAAUAAGAAGAAAAACUCAGCUAGCCCUUUCCCUCAGCACAUGCCAUCUGAAUGUGAUUCAAUCCUUCAACUUGGUCUUUCUGGUGGAAAUAAUGAGGCAUCAAGCGUGUUGGAGUGCUCAGGUUCAACUGAGGCUGAUGUAAAUAUGUCACACUUUUCAAGCCAAACAUUUGCUGAAAAUAAUUAUUCAACUUCAAGGGUUCCUGUUGUUGAUGAGGGUUCUACCUCAGCAAAGAAAUCAGGUGGUUAUAUGCCAUCACUUCUUUUAGCUCCAAGAAUGGAUAAUGUUAAAAGCUCGGUGCAGCCUCAAGAACUAAUUCUUGCUACAAAUCACCAGCUGUCCCUGGAAACAUCUAGUGCUACCACCUACUCUCAUGGAGACGGAUCUAGUCUCCAGGCUACAGGCAUAACUUCAGAUAUCCGAACAAGCAAUCCUAAGAGGUGUAGGUUUUUUGGCUGUACAAAGGGAGCUCGAGGUGCUUCAGGGCUUUGUAUCGGACAUGGGGGUGGACAAAGAUGUCAGAAACCAGGAUGCAACAAAGGCGCUGAGAGCCGCACUGCUUAUUGUAAGGCACAUGGCGGAGGGAGGAGGUGCCAGCACUUGGGCUGUACUAAAAGUGCUGAGGGCAAGACAGAUUAUUGCAUAGCACAUGGUGGGGGUAGGCGUUGUGGGUUUCCAGGAGGGUGUACAAAAGCUGCGCGUGGUAAGUCAGGACUCUGCAUUAGACAUGGAGGAGGCAAGAGAUGUAGGAUAGAUGGUUGCACCCGAAGUGCUGAGGGGCAAGCUGGAUUGUGCAUUUCUCAUGGGGGUGGACGCCGUUGUCAGUACCAGGAAUGUACCAAGGGUGCACAAGGGAGCACCUUGUUCUGCAAAGCACAUGGCGGUGGGAAGCGUUGCUCAUUUGCAGGUUGUACCAAAGGUGCUGAAGGGAGCACCCCAUUGUGCAAGGCACACGGUGGAGGAAAACGCUGCCUUUUCAAUGGUGGUGGUAUUUGCCCAAAGAGUGUACAUGGUGGCACAAACUUCUGUGUUGCUCAUGGUGGUGGAAAGAGGUGUGCUGUUGCAGGAUGCACCAAGAGUGCACGUGGCCGUACUGAUUGCUGUGUGAGGCAUGGCGGAGGGAAGCGGUGCAAGUUUGAAGGAUGCGGGAAGAGCGCACAGGGGAGCACAGAUUUUUGCAAGGCACAUGGUGGAGGAAAGAGAUGUAGCUGGGGAGAUGGAUUGUGCUGCACACAGCAGCUUGGUCCAAGAGCGUGAAACUAACAAGGGAAGUCUCAUUGCUCCGGGAAUUUUCCGUGGUCUUGUUCCUUCUGCUUCCACUGUCUGUAGCAGCUUUGAUAACAAUAAUUCUUCUUCAGGGGUCAGCGUUGUCUCUGAUUCCUAUGAUUCUAUGGAAACACCAGCGAAAAGGCAGCAACUCAUACCCAAGGAGGUGCUAGUUCCACUUUCAAUGAAAUCACCAUCUUAUCCAAACCUUUUUACUACUUCCAAGAAGCCAGAGCAGGAUAGAAACAGCCACGGUUUUGCUGCCGGUAGCAGUGGCGUGCGGAAAGGCUUUGAACUGCCAGAGGGAAGGGUCCACGGUGGAGACCUCAUGCUGUAUUUUGGAGGGAAUCUCAAGAACGCACUUGAUGGAAUCUGAGAUAAAGGGGGAGAUCUGGUGACUAGGCAAGUUGUAGAAAAUUUUAGGGUGUAGGGUUGGUUUCCAUCAUGGAAUUGUGUAUAAAGUUUGUGCUGCUUGUUGAAUAAGGGGUGUAUAGUUCGGGUGUUGAUUAUUGUUAGCCAUUAGGCUAUUAUUUUGUAGCGCUUCAUCUGUACUUUAGCUUUCAUUCGUCGAUGUAAGGUGGCAUUGUAAAACCAAUCACAUAAAUCCACUGCCACAAACAGAAUCAUUCUCUGCAUUUGCUGCAGUUAAAUUAUUGUGUUCCCGAGUC